Molecule: messenger RNA, 3669 nt
Organism: Sebastes umbrosus (honeycomb rockfish)
Lineage: Eukaryota; Metazoa; Chordata; Actinopteri; Perciformes; Sebastidae
Gene: cdkn1d
Product: cyclin-dependent kinase inhibitor 1D
Exons: 3
Coding region: 187-726 (179 amino acids)
Biological process (GO): signal transduction by p53 class mediator; regulation of mitotic cell cycle
Cellular component (GO): nucleus
Molecular function (GO): cyclin-dependent protein serine/threonine kinase inhibitor activity
Source: RefSeq, a predicted model, not a curated record
UGCAAACAAGACCAGCAGAUAAGGGGACACGCAGGACCCUCCCGUGGGCAGUGGCGACUAAAACCUCUCAACGUGACACUUGUUUGGCUGUCAGGAACACAUUGUAUUCCUCUAAGACUGGAUGAACUGUGCGCAGUUUGUGGUCGAAACGCUUUGAAUACUUUGACAUAUUGACGCUGAUGGUACAUGGCGAUGGCCGCUCCAUCAACACCAACAGCAGGACCAGCUACGGCGGAUAACCCCGAGCUCUCACGCCUGGGGGGCAUUGAGGACUUGGAGAUGAAGGUGGGGCCGGUGCGGAGGAACCUCUUCGGGCCCGUGGACCACCAGCAGCUGCAGAAGGACUUCCAGCGGCUGCUCUGCACGAACGUGGAGGCGGCCAACAAGCGCUGGAACUUCGAUUUCCAGAGCGAAAUGCCAGGAGAGGACUCCUCCCACAUUGAAUGGGAGGAGCUCAGGUACCAGGACGUACCGGCGUUUUACCGCAGCUGCACGAUUAGGGCAGCGCCGCGUCCGACGGCCAAAAGGCGGACGUCGUCUUUGUCGGACGAGAGUUCCCCGGGGUACAGCAGCUCGUGCGGGUCUGGGGACGAGUACCUGGAGGUGACCACAAAGGGGUGCUACCGGAUCCAACGGCAAGGAAAACGCAGACAGUCUACCAUCACAGAUUUCUACAAGGUGAAGAAGAGCAAGCUUCUGCAUUACAAAGCAUCUUCUCGGCAGUAGAGAAGCACAACGAGAACCAGUGGAGGAUCACUUAGUGGUCGACAUCCCUCCACACAUCACCUCACAUAGAUAUGUGUCAUAUAUGUAUAUAUAUAUAUGUAGCAAAUUGCAACUGACUGUCCACAAGCUCAUCCAGCAUGGGCUUAAAAACUCCUCCAACACCAUAUACCUUAAAUGUUCAGCACAAGGAAGCUACCAUUUUCCUGGUUGAUCAACCUCAGACUUUUAGGAACGGUUCUUGUUGAUAGUUGUAAAUAUUAUAUAUGUUCUAUAUACUGUUUUCCUCAGCUUUUUACUAUACUGUGAAAUGAUUGUGAAUGCACUCUUAAUAACAGAAAGCAGGCUCUAGUUUUAAGAGGUUCAUUUUCUUCUGAACGGGCCUCGGAUAGUAUUUGACCUCAACCUUUUUUUCUCCCUCUUGCUAAAAGUCAUAAGAGGGUUUUGAUUAGAUGAGUUACUAUUCCUGGCCUCGCUCCACACUUAGCCUUUAGUCUCCCCCCAGGGCUCCUAUAGCACGAGUCAAGCCGGGGGUCAAAACCUCACCGAAGGGCUCAGAAUUUAGCAGCGCGACUGUGAUUAGCUCCAGGGCAAAGGUCAACGGUGGAGGUUAAGCAAUGAGGUAAUGCUGCCGUACCUGUACAACAGUGACUCAAAUUCCUAUGUGACUAUUUAUUUAUUAUUCACGAUGCUAGAUCAUCGUCAAAAAAAAAAGAAAAAAAAUGAAAGCAAUGUGUAAAACGAGGUAAAAUGAAGUGUUUGUAGAAACCUGUGCCAUUGCACCCAAAUUCUGCCUUAGACUAUAAGUCAUUAUAGGUUAUAUACACUCCACCGUUGCCACUUAAAGAUAUUGGCCAUAUAUUUAACAAAAAUAUACAAAUCACAUCCCCCUUUACAAUUUGCAUUAUUUGCAUAAUGGGGCUGUAAAAAAAUCUAUAUUUGUUUGGGCAACAGACCAGAACAUAUCUUAUUUAGUUGUAUAUUGUCAGCUUUAUGCUUAUAAUGUAGCAUUUUUCCACUCUGUCUCCAUGUGACGUCCCCCUUGUAAGUGUUAAACACACCUCUUUUCUCCUUGAAGGGAUUGUAGCGUUUUAUCACCGUGUUGCAGCUCAAAGGAAUCCAAAACUUUUGGUUCUGCUUUUGGUAAUUUCUUUCAUAUGAAGAGUCGAACUGCUUCACUUUUCCCUGUGCCAUUCUAUAAGUGUUUGUGUACAUAUGCAUAGAAGUGUUUUGUGUAUGAAUGCGUUGGUUUGCUGUUUAUCUUGAGGUUUUAUAACAGUCGUGGCAGCUGAGGCAGUUGAACCAAAGAGAAAUUGCUGUGCCAUUAAAAUUAGACGCACGUCAUUAAUACAAGUCGCUCACUGUUUGGCGGGAUCAGUCAUGGGUCACGGAAGGUCUCAAACAUGUCAAGAUCUUCGAAUAUAUCGUGUAAACACACCAUAACUGCUCAACUAACAGUUUUGGUGACUCAAAUAAGAUACUUUUUACCCCUAAACCUACAGUCAUUCUCAUUUCUAUAUGGAUGAAAAGCCAUAACCUGGAUUAAUCCACUCUUACUACCUCAUGAAGUGAUUCAGUAAAACAAACAAGAAAAACCAAUGUAGCUGAGGUUGUUUGCGUCUACAGGCGAAAGAGAGACGGAGAGACAGAAACAAGGGAGGUUGGAGGGGGGGGAUGUCUGAUAAUUUUGUUGUGGUAAAAGCUGUCGAGUUUCACAUCAGGUAAAAGAGUCAGUGUGUCAGAACGGGGCCCAGCUCCGAGCAGAGGAAACGGGUCCCUCAGGGGGGGGGAGGCGGCUUUUGUUGUCUCCCCCAUAAAUAGACAGAGGAAUAGUGGUGGGGGUGGGGGGGGGAAAGGGACAAACUUUAAUAAGGGAACCUUCACCACAAAUGUCUUCUGGAUCAAAGGAUUUCUCCAGCCAGACAAGUGGCCAGCGAUUCAGACACUCUUUUGUCUGCACCCCCUUUAAAGUCUCCAAGUCUCUCUUUCAUGAACAAACCGCCUCAGUCUCUGCGAAGAAUCUGCAUGAAAGCAGUUGUUCAUAAUCAUGUUGUUCUUUCAUGGCUCAACAACGCGAUAUUUCACAGAUCUAAAAAUAGCCAACAUGGCUAUUUGAAAUUGUUUUUGUCAACUUAUCUGUGUGUUUGUUUGUGUGUGUGUGAAACAAUGUUUGUGUGCACCGAUCUUCUCAGACGAAACUUUCAAAGUCUAUAUUAACUUAUUUUGAGUUUGUAUCAUUUGUUAUGUAGGGAAAUAAUUUUAAAUCCCCUAAGUUGUUUUUUGGUAUAACUAACUAAUUGUGUUAUUUCUGAAACUAUAUCUUUGCACUACUUUAAACAUUGUUGACAAGAGAGAUAUUUUUUAUGGUAAUCUUUAAAAAAAACAAAAAAAAACAUCCAAAAAAACAAAAACUGACUGAGAAACUCAGGCACAGAUUAUCACAUUUUAAAUGAAUAAAAAAAUGUUUUUCCUCAAAUCACACUGUUGGACACAGUUUCUAUGUGUUCAUUACGUUUUUUGUAGCCUUUUUAGUCUUCCUCAAGUCUGUUCGGUGGAAAAAAUAAAUCAAUGAAAACUCAAAUGAUAAAUAUUGAGAUUGACUGGUUAGUGUCUCACUGUCAAACUUCGCUUUCCUGAAUCACCUGUCGCAGCUAUAUCGAAGUGUAGCGUACUAGCGUUUGUUUUUUUUGUUGUAACUUUGUUUAUGCAUGAAUGUAUGAUAAUCUUUGUACAACAUUUGUAAGAAUUUUAUUGUAAUUUAAAUCUUGUUUAUGUUCCCUUGCAACAUGUAAGAAGUGUAUUUGUAUGGGAUCAGAAUCAUAUCCUUUUUGAUAAUAAUUGUAAAGAAAAUAUAUUGCUGGAUUGUUGGUGCACGGUUGCCUUCAUAUUGUUGAUUUCUUAUAGCGUGCUCAAAAUAAUAAAAAGAAUGACUGAGAUUGAUACAAA